CAUCAUUCCAUGUCGUUUCCUUUUAUUCUCAGGAAUACUCACUCUCGCCCAUCCUCUACUGAGUUUUACUCUCUCUCUCUCUCUCUCUCUGUGUGAGAGAUUUAAAGAGCGGAAAGACACUGGAAACUUCCGUCUUUAAGGUUGUUUGUUUAUAUUGUCAAAACCUUAUGGUAUUGUUUCUGUCGAUCUUCUUGUUCUUGUUUUUCUUCUUCUUCUAGACCAUGGAGUUUUCAUGUUUUUCGAAUUGGGGCAUCUCAUUCCAUUGAUUGCUUUAAGGGUGUGUGGAAAUCGGGUUUAUUGUUCUUGUGGGUUAAUCUUGAAGGUGAUUAAAAUGGGUGGAUCAAAGGAGAACUAUCCUUGUCUCAUUAGACCCUCAAGUUUUCAAGAAGGUCCAAGAAUGGGGGAUGCCAAGUUUGUGCAGGAAAUGGGACACAAUCAUCGGUUGGUUCUAGGCGAUAUCGAUCAGAAUGUUGUUGGGGUUACCUUAAACCAUUUCGUGGUCAACGAGGCAGAAUUCAAAGGGAAGUUUGCAGCACAAAUGGUCCAGCAAUGCCCUGGAGGACUUUGUGAAGCUAAGAAACAUACCUCAUUGGCUCCGAACCCUUGUAGCUUGGACGAUAGCACAAUUAUUGAUGUGGAGGAGUGCGAGGAUGCAAGUGAUGGUGGAGUUCCGAUGUUUGUGAAGCACACUGAAGACAUGCUGGAUGAAAUUGAUCGAAUGGAAGAGAUCGAAAUGGAAGAUGUGGAGGACCCAGUUAUUGAUGUCGAUAGCAGCGAUUUGAAAGAUCCACUUGCAGUUGUUGAAUACAUAGAUGACAUAAUUGCUUACUGCCGGAAAACUGAGUAUUCUAGCUGUGUUUCUCCAAAUUACAUGACCCAUCAAUUCGACAUCAAUGAGAAAAUGAGGGCUAUCCUUAUCGAUUGGCUUAUCGAGGUUCACUACAAAUUUGAGCUGAUGGAUGAGACAUUAUUCCUCACAGUGGACCUCAUAGACAGAUUUCUAGAGCGUCAAACAGUAAUCAGAAAGAAGCUUCAAUUGGUUGGACUGACAGCAAUUUUAUUAGCCUGCAAGUAUGAGGAGGUUUCGGUCCCUCUUGUAGAGGAUCUUCUUCUGUUAUCAGAUAAGGCAUAUACAAGGAAAGAAGUUAUUGAUAUGGAGAGAUUAAUGGUGAAUAAAUUACAAUUCAAUUUGUCGGUGCCCACCCCAUAUGUGUUCAUGAGGAGAUUCCUUAAGGCAGCCCAAUCCAAUCAAAAGCUGGAGCUCCUAUCCUUCUUCAUCAUUGAAUUAUGCCUUGUGGAAUAUGAAAUGCUCAAGUUUCCACCAUCUUUGCUAGCUGCUGCAGCAAUUUAUACAGCUCAAUGUAGUCUUUACUACUCCUUUAAGCAAUGGAGUAGAACUAGCGAGUGGUAUACUAGAUACUCACAAGAUCAGCUUCUAGAAUGCUCAAAACUGAUGGUUACUUUCCAUCAGAAGGCUGGAACUGGGAAACUCAAUGGAGUGCAUAGGAAAUACAGCACAUGGAAGUUCGGCCACGUGGCAAAAGCUGAACCGGCACGCUUUCUCCUAGAUCUUUGACACAGCUGAAAAGAUAUUGACAAAAGUUUGUAAUGUUGAGCUUUCAAGUUUGUGUAGCAACCGUGUGCAACAGAAGUUGCCCCGAGGAAGUCAACCAUGUUGGGUUUCUUUUGUUGUCAACCAUGUUGAUGUCUAUGUUCUUUUAAUAUUGGGGGGGUUGAAUGGAGCAAAGUAUGUUCCUUUUUGUCUUAUAAUUGUUUUCACAAUGGUUUGCUUAAUGUUUGUCAAGAUCCAAUUACCUCAUGGUGGUAUUUUGAUCUGUUUCCUGUUGAGUCUGAAUAUCCAUGAAAAGUCAUUUCUAUGUGCCAUUUCCCAAUUGAUGGAUGGAAAAGUAAAAUUCCUGUGGUUGAAUCCA
Carya illinoinensis is the source of this 1931-nucleotide messenger RNA. RefSeq names its product G2/mitotic-specific cyclin-2-like. The coding region runs from base 233 to 1576 and encodes 447 amino acids. The transcript is spliced from 10 exons. NCBI's taxonomy places the organism in Eukaryota, Viridiplantae, Streptophyta, Magnoliopsida, Fagales, Juglandaceae. The record is from RefSeq and is a predicted model, not a curated record. Gene Ontology annotation, biological process: mitotic cell cycle phase transition; regulation of cyclin-dependent protein serine/threonine kinase activity. Gene Ontology annotation, molecular function: cyclin-dependent protein serine/threonine kinase regulator activity. Gene Ontology annotation, cellular component: centrosome; cytoplasm; cyclin-dependent protein kinase holoenzyme complex.